Molecule: messenger RNA, 1266 nt
Organism: Phlebotomus papatasi
Lineage: Eukaryota; Metazoa; Arthropoda; Insecta; Diptera; Psychodidae
Exons: 2
Coding region: 1-1266 (421 amino acids)
Source: RefSeq, a predicted model, not a curated record
AUGAAAUUCUUCGCUGUAUUUGCCGUUGUUGCUGCCUUGGCUACCUGCCAGGCGAACACUAUCCAACAACUACCAACCAACACUGGUCUCCAACAGGAUUUUGAGGAUUUCCUGGCUUUGGUUCCUGUUGAUGACCUCGUGAAACUCGGAGUUGACUACCUGAUGAAUGACAAGGAAUUCCAGGCCACAUUUGCUUAUCUUCAGGGUACCGAGUUUGCCAAGGUCUGGGAAAAAUUCUUCAAGGUCAAGGAGGUCAAGGAAGUACUGAAGUUCGUCGAAGACGCUGGUCUCGAUGUCUUUGCUUUCCUGAAUGAGUUCGGUCAUUUCUUCAAUCUGCCUCCAGUCAAUCCCAUCCACAGUCGCCGUGGUACAGGACUCACCGGUUUCGUCAAUGAUGCUCUAGCUCUCCUGCCCAAGGACAAACUUGUCGCUCUCUUUGAGGAGAAACUCCAGACCAGUCCUGAAUUCAAGGCUCUGUACGAAAAACUCACCAGUGCUGAAUUCAACACACUUGCCCAGAAUUUCCUGAACUCCAAGGAAGUUCAAGGAUACUUCCAAACCUUGAAGGAGCAUGGUGUUGAUGUUGUCAAGGUAUUCCAACUUGUCAAGGAAUUCUUCGGCUGGCAUUACCCAAAUAUGAAAUUCUUCGCUGUAUUUGCCGUUGUUGCUGCCUUGGCUACCUGCCAGGCGAACACUAUCCAACAACUGCCAACCAACACUGGUCUCCAACAAGAUUUUGAGGAUUUCCUGGCUUUGGUUCCUGUUGAUGACCUCGUGAAACUCGGAGUUGACUACCUGAUGAAUGACAAGGAAUUCCAGGCCACAUUUGCUUAUCUUCAGGGUACUGAGUUUGCCAAGGUCUGGGAGAAAUUCUUCAAGGUCAAGGAGGUCAAGGAAGUACUGAAAUUCGUCGAAGACGCUGGGCUCGAUGUCUUUGCUUUCCUCAAUGAGUUCGGUCAUUUCUUCAAUCUGCCUCCAGUCAAUCCCAUCCACAGUCGCCGUGGUACAGGCCUUACCGGUUUCGUCAAUGACGCCUUAGCUCUCCUGCCCAAGGAUAAACUCGUCGCUCUCUUCGAGGAGAAGCUCCAGACCAGUCCUGAAUUCAAGGCUCUAUACGACAAACUCACCAGCGCUGAAUUCAACACACUUGCCCAGAAUUUCCUGAACUCCAAGGAAGUUCAAGGAUACUUCCAAACCUUGAAGGAGCAUGGUGUUGAUGUUGUCAAGGUAUUCCAACUUGUCAAGGAAUUCUUCGGUUGGCAUUAA